Microstroma glucosiphilum is the source of this 495-nucleotide messenger RNA. RefSeq names its product RNA-binding domain-containing protein. The annotation marks the transcript as partial. NCBI's taxonomy places the organism in Eukaryota, Fungi, Basidiomycota, Exobasidiomycetes, Microstromatales, Microstromataceae. Gene Ontology annotation, molecular function: RNA binding. The transcript is spliced from 2 exons. The record is from RefSeq and is a predicted model, not a curated record.
ACUAGUGCGGACACCGGUGCCUCUCGCGGGUGGGGGAUCGCUCGAUUCUCUGCCGAGGCAGAUCGCAAUCGAGCCCUUGUCGAGAUGCAGGGCAUUAUCCUGACGCCAUCUAAUGGUACAUCCCCAGGCAGACCACUGCGGGUCAGCGUGAUGGACGCCAAGACAGCGAGCCCAAUCUUGGCAACGCUCCCGUCACCAUCGUCCGCUUUGGACCCCAAUAACACCACCGUCUUCGUUGGAGGACUCAGCUCCCUCAUUUCUGAAGAGACUCUGAAGACGUUCUUCUCACCCUUUGGUGCCAUUGCAUACGUCAAGAUACCCCCCGGCAAAGGCUGUGGCUUCGUUUCAUUCCUCAGAAAGGUCGACGCUGAGCGAGCCAUCGAGAGAAUGCAAGGAUUCCCGAUCGGCGGCAGCCGCAUCAGACUGAGCUGGGGGCGAAGUCAAGGCGAGAAAAAUCAGCAGUUGGCUCAGAUGCAGAUCAGUCAAUUGGCAAAU